AUGCCUGGUUAUAACAAGUUUAUGAAAAAUCUUAUGACCAAUAAGAGGUCGAUAAACUUUGAAACAAUCAAGGUCACUCAUCAAGUGAGUGCUAUUGUUCAUUCUAUGGCUCCUAAGUUGGAGGAUCCCGAUGCUUUCGCAAUUCCUUAUACUAUUAGAAGUGUCGAUUUUGCUAAAUCUCUUUGUGAUCUUGGGGCUCGUAUCAAUUUGAUGACCUAUCUGGUGUUCAAGACUUUGGGGAUCAGGAAAGCAAGGCCCACAUUGAUGAGGUUGCAAAUGGUCGAUCAUUGUGAGGUUGAUUAUGAAGUACCUAUCAUUCUUGGAAGGUAUUUCCUUGCUACGGGUAAGGCCCAUUGUGAUGUUGAAGUCAAGGAACUCACUUUUUGGGUUGGUGAUGAACAAAUGCGUCAACCAAAUAACAAUGAG
Nicotiana tabacum (common tobacco) is the source of this 426-nucleotide messenger RNA. The record is from RefSeq and is a predicted model, not a curated record. Lineage: Eukaryota; Viridiplantae; Streptophyta; Magnoliopsida; Solanales; Solanaceae.